AUGGAGAGUCGUAUACUUCUGUGCAUGGCACCAACUAAUCCCAAUGUAGCAGAACCACUUGCAACUGAUCCGCAGUUAGGUCCAAAUGUGGAGACUGAAAAUUAUUUCAAACUUUUAGAGAAUGCUCAGAGUGAAUUGUAUCCGGGUUGUCAGAAGUUCACAUCUUUGACGUUCAUUGUUCGACUUUUACAUAUGAAGGUGCUAAAUCAGUGGAGUGACACUUCUGUUACCAUGUUACUUGAGUUGUUGAAUGAAGCUUUCCCUGAGGGUGCGAAACUUCCUGAUUCUUACUAUCAAGCUCAAAAGAUCACUACAGAUUUGGGCUUCACAUAUGAAACAUGGGAUGUAUGCCCCAAUAGUUGUAUGUUGUUCCGAAAUGAAUACAUGAAUCUUGAUGAAUGUGUCAUAUGCAAAAGUUCUAGGUGGAAACAAAAUGGUGCUGAUAGUUCAAAUGUUCCUCGUGGAGGCGGUAAACAAAUAUCCUCUAAACAGAUGAGGUAUUUCCCUCUGAAGCAAAGAUUGCAGAGGUUGUAUAUGUCAUCGAAAACGGCCAAGCUCAUGAAAUGGCAUGCAGAGGAAUGGCAAGAUGAUGGUGUCUUAAGACAUCCUGCUGACUCCCUUGCAUGGAAAGAUUUUGACCGUCAAAAUACUGACUUUGCUGAUGAUUGUCGGAGUCUUUGCUAUGGACAAGUGAUUUUCCAGCAUAUGCGAACUUGUCAGGAUGGAGCACGAAAGGAGAAUAUGCAUGUCCAUGUUGCAAUAAGGAAACUAGAUCGUGAAUUGAGUCUCAAACCGAGAUUGUUAUCUGGAUCAGAGAUUUUGCUACAAGUAGAAUCUAAGGGUAUCUUAACCCAAUACAGGCUGGAUGACCUUAAAGAGAGGCAUAGGAGACAAGUGGAAAGGCAGAAAGCUGGACCUCGCACUCAUAAGAAGAAUGUGUGUGACAAUGUAUUGUGGACAAUACUGGGGGUUGCAGGAAAAUCUAAGGAUAAUGUCAAUGCUCGGCACGAUUUGCAAGAAAUGAAUAUUAGAAAACCCCUACACUUGUGGUCAAGAGGGUCGAACAAAGCUUGUUUGCCACCAGCACAAUUCACAAUGACCAAGGAUGAGAAAUAUUUGUUCUUGAAAAUGCUUAAGGACGUUAGAGUUCCUGACGGGUAUUCAUCAAAUAUCUCUCGUCGUGUACGAUUACAGGAUAGAAGCAUUUCGGGUCUAAAAAGCCACGAUAGUCAUAUUCUGAUGCAAUAA
Messenger RNA from Camellia sinensis, 1248 nucleotides. Lineage: Eukaryota; Viridiplantae; Streptophyta; Magnoliopsida; Ericales; Theaceae. The record is from RefSeq and is a predicted model, not a curated record.